UCGACGAUUUCCACAGACUGCUCCGAGUUGUCCGGUGUGAGUCUUGCAGCGGACACCUCCUCAUCGGACUGGCGCUUUGAGGAAGGUCUCAAGACAAUGAUGGAGCUAAUGUCCACUACCCCUUUCUAUCACAUCAAUGCAACAGAUGCCACUGGAAGAAAUGGUUCUUUGUAUGAUGACGACGAGUAUGACUAUAAAGAUGAACAUGCUGAGCUGAGACAGUCUCUCAACAUCAUGUCUCUCAUUGUUUACUGCCUGGCCUUUGUUCUUGGUGUGCUCGGUAAUGGAGUGGUUAUCUGGGUGACCGGGUUCAAGAUGAAGAAAACUGUUAACACAGUUUGGUUCCUCAACCUCGCUGUGGCCGACUUCCUCUUCACAGCAUUUCUGCCCCUGAGUGUGACAUACACAGCUAGGGACUUCCACUGGCCUUUCGGCAAGUUCAUGUGCAAACUCAACAGCACUAUAAGUUUUCUGAACAUGUUUGCCAGUGUCUACAUUCUGGUGGUGAUCAGUGUGGACAGAUGUGUGUCUGUGGUGUGGCCCGUCUGGGCCCAAAACCACCGAAGUGUACGCAAGGCGUCCUUUGUGAGUCUGGGUGUUUGGGUUCUGGCUCUGAUUCUCAGCGCUCCAUACUUCAUCUUCAGGGACACUGGGUCAUCAUAUAACAAUGACGACAUUAUCAACUGCUUCAACAACUUUGCUUUUUCUGAUGACUAUGAAACACCGUCUGUGAAUCAGCUACGACAGUUUCGUCAUCAGGCCAUGACCAUCACCCGCUUCCUCCUGGGAUUUGUUGUUCCCUUCACUGUCAUUGUCUCCUGUUAUGCUGUGAUAAUCCAUCGUCUCAGAAGAAACCGUACCCUGGCCAGCCAAUCAAGUCGCCCCUUUAAGAUCAUCGCUGCAGUUAUCACCACUUUUUUCCUGUGCUGGGCUCCUUAUCACAUCAUGGCUUUAAUAGAGUUGGUAAACCACAUGGCUAGUCAUGCAAGUGAAACAUUAGACCAUGUCACCACUAUCGGAGUCCCUAUAGCAACCAGCCUGGCCUUUCUCAACAGUUGCCUGAACCCACUGCUGUAUGUGUUCAUGGGCCAAGAUUUCAAAGAUAAAGUCCGCAAAUCCAUCCUGAAUGUUUUGGAGACUGCCUUCCAGGAAGAGGUUUCUCGUUCUUAUACCUACACAAACUCAAUGGUUACCAGUCGGAGCAAAGAAAAGUCUGUUUCUGAUGCCGAGGUAUAAGGUCGUCCAUGACAUAAAUAAACAAAUACUGUAACUGUACAUAGCAAAUGUAACUGUAUAUAACAAAUAUCUCCAGCUGUUGUUGUUUUAUAUUCCCUCAAGGCGAUCUGUAUACAUUAUCUGAAAUUGAAACAUUUCACCUGUUACCAUUUGAUUGAUAUACUGAAGGGUUUUUAUUAUGAUUGGAAACUUGACAUACAGCUUUCACCGUGUUUAAAGUCUGGUAGAGCAGACAAGUGGUAAUAUUACACAAUAACUUCUAGUUCCAUUUGUGAUGCAUUUGUGGGAUAAAACAUUUUGAAAUUAUAAUAAUAAUAAUAAUAAUAAUAAAGCUUAUUUAUAUAGUGCUUCACAAGGGAAAAAACAAGGGAGAAAACAGAACAUACACAAAUAAAUAAACACAUGCAGACUAAUGCAGACUAAUUUGCCCAAAUUGAAUAACCUGUAGAGCAAGUGGCUACAUUUAUCUUUUGAGAAACAAUGGUGCCUCUUCACUGCACAGUCCUCUUAUUUGCAUUUUGACUCACCUUCAGUCUGUACCAUACUAGACCUAGUGGAUACGUAAUGUGCCAUCUUCUUUAACAAGAGAAACCAGUCAUAAUUUCAAAAUAGGUAUUAUAUCAGUUUAUGGUUUAAUUUGUGCAAUACAAGCAACAAACAUAUAACAUUUAGUUGGCAAAGGGAACUUUAUGUUUUUCAUCUGUCACAUACACUCCAGAUGUUGAUUACUACAGAAUAUCCCUGCCUGUAUGUGAUGUCAAAGAAAACAAGCAACAAAAGUGAAAGUGAGGUGGGCAGCUACUUCACGUAAUUAUACUAGUUUAGUUUAAUUAAUUCUGUCUGUAUAGUAAUUUUCAUUAAGUAAAUCACCCUGUAAUGUCUAUUUCUUAUGCCGCCUGCCAGGUGGCAAUACCAGAAAGUGAUUUAACGGAUUUUGACUGCUCCAUGUCUUCUGCAUGCUUUGAUAAAUAUAAAUGGUUUCUUUUUACAAUUGUUAUUCAGCACUAGGACAGGCUAAUAUAAGACCAAUAAAUACCUUAAUAGUGACUUUGAGAUUAUUAUGCUUAAAGUAGCAGCUGCAUUGUAUACUUGGCUUGGUGUAACCUUUGGAUCACUGUUUUUUUGGGUUAUAUGUCUGAUAUGUGAGUACAUGCAUAUUGUGCUAUAAUCUGAAAGUUUUAAUGUAUCAUUUCCCCCAUUUUGCUACAGAUGAUUUUCAUUAUCAAUUAAUCUGCCAGUUUCUGGAUUUUCUCUCAAUAAAGCACAUGUUUUUAUAAAGGAAAUAGCAAACAAUUGUCAUUCCCACUUUCCCAGAGUCCAAUGUGACAUCUACAAGUGUCUUAUUUUGUCUGAACAGAAAAAAAACUAAGAUAUUCAGUUUACUGUGAAAAAAGAUCAAGAAAAAACACCAAGUAUAAACAUUUUAGAAGCUAGAACCAGUAAAUAUUUGGCAUUUGUUCCCCAAAAAAUAAAUUAAAAGAUCAGUUAUUAGUCGACUAAUUGAAUGGAAAAAAAUUGGAAUGGCAUACAUAUUCUAUGUACUCUAUGACUUUGAUAUAUGUGGCAUAUUGUGAUUUAACAACCUCUCUUUUGAACCUCUCUAUGAAAGAUUUAUUGUGAUGUAACCAAUGAUAAUUUGAUUGUUUUUUAGCCUCAGUGGACAACUCUACCAAGAGUCCAUAAAUGGUGAUAAUAAUGUUAUUGUGGUUCUUGUUAUUACCAUUAUUUCCAUUAUUAAAAUAUUGUAUGGA
Molecule: messenger RNA, 2987 nt
Organism: Sander lucioperca (pikeperch)
Lineage: Eukaryota; Metazoa; Chordata; Actinopteri; Perciformes; Percidae
Product: chemokine-like receptor 1
Exons: 2
Coding region: 97-1236 (379 amino acids)
Biological process (GO): inflammatory response; complement receptor mediated signaling pathway; positive regulation of cytosolic calcium ion concentration
Cellular component (GO): plasma membrane
Molecular function (GO): complement receptor activity; G protein-coupled receptor activity
Source: RefSeq, a predicted model, not a curated record